AUGAAAACUACCAUGUCUUUUAGCCAGUUAGCAUUGACAUUGGCCUCAAUUGGCCUUGUCUCUGCCCGGCCUCCCUGGAGCAAUAAUGGGGAACUGGUCUACGGCUCUCCCGAAUCCGUUGGCAUGCAGGCAGCGCCUUUGCACCAAAUGGUCCAAAACGUCACUGCAUAUACACACGCUGCCAACUAUGGAAGGUUCUCGCACUACAAAGUCCUUCCAAUUGAACCCGGAUCCGCGAAUCUGGUUGCUCGUAACGGUGUCAUUGUCAGCGAAUUCGCUGUCGGAAAGAGAAAUCUCUAUGCUGAUGUUAACGGUACCGAGUUGCCUCGACAUCUGCAAGAAGAUACCACUGUGGAUACAGUUUAUGAUAUGGCCAGUCUUACCAAGCUGUUCACUACUGUAGCUGCUCUACGGGAACUGGAUGCUGGUCGGAUUGAGCUAAAUGCCACUGUCGUGACUUAUAUCCCGGAGUUUGCGACGAACGGAAAGGAAAACAUCACCAUCCUCGAGCUCUUCACGCAUACAAGUGGCUUUGAUGCUGACCCUUCGCCAUCACUUUUCUCGGACAGUUAUACUACGUAUGACGAGCGCAUCAAUGCUAUCCUGACGCAGAAGAUCAUCAAUACCCCCGGAAGCACAUACCUCUACUCAGAUCUCAACUUCAUGUCCCUGGCCCUUGUUAUCCAGACCGUAACUGGACGACCUUUGGAUGAACUCAUCUAUGACUAUACCAGACCACUCGGAAUGACAUCUACCUAUUUCAACCGUGGCAACAUUGAAGGCGCUACUUGGCAAACCCCCAACUACUAUCGUACAGCCACCCAGGAAUUCCAAAUCGCAGUCCUCGGUCCCGCAGAGCCACAACGUCCCCAGCCAGUACGCGGUACAGUCCACGACGAAAACGCCUGGGCCCUAGACGGCGUAUCCGGUCAUGCGGGUCUCUUUUCGACCGUCCGCGACACAGCCGCAUUCUGCCAAAUGAUUCUCAACAACGGCACAUACGCCGGACAACGCAUCCUUUCCCAGAACGCAGUCGACCUCAUUUUCACAAACUUCAAUGCUCGAUUCCCUGGCGAUGAGCACGGCUUGGGUUUUGAGUUGAAUCAGUAUUAUACUGCGGGUCCCAUGGCGAGUUUGCAGACUGCUAGUCAUACCGGAUUUACGGGAACGACGUUGGUGAUUGAUAGGACUUAUAAUGCUUUCUGGCUGCAUUUCAGUAACCGUGUGCAUCCGUCACGGUCGUGGUCUAGUAAUAAUAUCGUGAGAGAGGCUGUUGGGUAUUGGGUUGGAAAAAGUUUAGGGUUGGAUGUCGCAUUUCCUCCCUUGUCUUAG
Talaromyces stipitatus ATCC 10500 is the source of this 1332-nucleotide messenger RNA. RefSeq names its product beta-lactamase, putative. The transcript has a single exon. NCBI's taxonomy places the organism in Eukaryota, Fungi, Ascomycota, Eurotiomycetes, Eurotiales, Trichocomaceae. The record is from RefSeq and is a predicted model, not a curated record. Bases 1 to 1332 code for a protein of 443 amino acids.